ACUUUACCAGAGAGAAUCAACCGGCGUGGUCAACGAGCACCAAAAGUCAAGACAUUCGACCCUCCUCAAGCACUCUCCAUGUCGGCCCAGGAAUCAACCUUCAAGCGCUUCGUCGAGGUUGGGCGAGUUGUCCUCCUCAAGUCCGGUCCUUAUGAAGGCCACAUCGCUGUGAUCGCUGAGAUUAUCGACCACAACCGGGCUAUUAUCGACGGUCCCACAACCGGUGUCCCCCGUCAAUCUUUCCCUUACCGCCACCUCACUCUCACCCCUCUCAAACUCUCCAAGCUGCCCCGUGCAGCUGGUACCGGAGUUGUCCGCAAGAACAUUGAGGCGGAUGGUAUCGUCGAGAAGUGGAAUAAGUCCUCAUGGGCACAGAGGCGCGCUGCUAUCGAGAAGCGAAGGUCAUUGAACGACUUUGAGCGUUUCGCUGUUAUGCUUGCGAAGAAGGCUCGGGGGGACCGUGUCAGGAAAGCCAUCAAGGCUGCCAAGGCAUGAGUUGUUGCCCACUCUUCUUUUGGUUGCGCUCGAUUGCUGGUGGGGAGGUGUAGGGGAGGCAGACAAAACGGGCUUUCAUCUGGCUUGGAUGGGUGAUGUGAGGCGCGUCCUACCAGAGUAUACAUCAUCCUCGUCAUUCGUAUUGUUUUUUUAUGCAUCACCAUGAACAUGACAUGCCAAACAUGCUUCACGCCCACGAA
Molecule: messenger RNA, 695 nt
Organism: Somion occarium
Lineage: Eukaryota; Fungi; Basidiomycota; Agaricomycetes; Polyporales; Cerrenaceae
Source: the annotation of a GenBank genome assembly